Amphiprion ocellaris (clown anemonefish) is the source of this 3203-nucleotide messenger RNA. RefSeq names its product calpain-1 catalytic subunit-like. Gene Ontology annotation, cellular component: cytoplasm. The coding region runs from base 177 to 2381 and encodes 734 amino acids. The transcript is spliced from 21 exons. Gene Ontology annotation, molecular function: calcium-dependent cysteine-type endopeptidase activity; calcium ion binding. Gene Ontology annotation, biological process: proteolysis. The record is from RefSeq and is a predicted model, not a curated record. Lineage: Eukaryota; Metazoa; Chordata; Actinopteri; Pomacentridae.
UGUUCAAAAACAAUCUGCAUAUCUGUGUAAGAAACAGAAGAGCACCACACCUCAGGGCAUUUGCAGGUAUAUAUUUAAGCGCUGAUGCCCCUCCACUCUCACUUGCUCAUCGACCCUCCUUCCACUAAACUGCACUUUCUAUCUAUCAAGCCAGUGAGAGUCCAAACUCUGCAAUAAUGCCUCCCCCCGGCGUGUGUCUGAACAUCAUGGGGGCUCGUAACAAGCAAGAUGGUUACGGGAGCAUCAACAACCCUGAGAAGUUCCUCAGUCAAGACUUCCAGCAGAUGAAGCAGUACUGUCUCAUCAAAGGAGUGCGCUACAUCGACGACAUGUUCCCCCCUGAUAACAGCUCCAUCGGUCAGGGCUUACUGAGCCCCUCUGACCUGAGCCGUGUGGUGUGGCUGAGACCAGCGAAAAUUGCUUCUAAUCCGUCCUUUAUACUUGAUGGAUUCUCCAGGUUUGACUUUGGGCAAGGAGUUCUUGGAAACUGCUGGUUUCUUGCAUCUAUCGGAGCUCUGACAUUCCAAAAUGACAUCUUCGGACAAGUUGUCCCUCUGGAUCAAACAUUUGAUGAGGACUACUGCGGGCUUUUUCACUUCAGGUUCUGGAGAUUUGGAAGAUGGGUGGAUGUCAUCAUUGAUGACAAGCUGCCUACAAUCAAUGGCAGACUAAUCUUCGUUAAAUCCAAAGACCUGAAUGAGUUCUGGCCUGCUCUGCUAGAGAAGGCAUAUGCCAAGGUUUGUGGUUCCUACACCGACAUGACUGCUGGAACUCCUGCAGAGGCUAUGAUGGACUUCACCGGUGGUGUCCACAUGUGCAUCGACCUUUCGAAACCCCCUGCUAACCUGUGGGGGCUGAUGUGCAGAGCUGGUCAGUCCAGUACACUGAUGGGCUGUGGUACACCUCAAGGGGAGACAUCUGCUAACACUGUGCUGCAGAACGGAUUAGUCCAAGGCCAUGCCUACACUGUGACAGGUGUGAAACAGGUCAUGAGCCAAGGGAAAUUUGCAAACCUUGUGCGUUUGUGGAACCCCUGGGGCCAGGGAGAGUGGUGCGGAGACUGGAGUGAUCAGUCAUCUUUAUGGCAAACUGUGAGUCCUCAAGAUCGAGAAAAGUGUCUGUCAGUGGCUGAUGAUGGAGAGUUCUGGAUGGCCUUGGAAGAUUUCUGUAGGUUCUACACGGAUCUCGAUAUCUGCGGUCUCAGUCCAGACUUCAUUGAGGGAAACUCCUCUAGUCACUGGAAGACUUCCAUGCAUGAAGGCCGCUGGGUUGCAGGAACCACAGCUGGAGGCUGCAUGAACAACAGAGAAAGUUUCUGGACUAAUCCACAGUAUCGAGUCAAGAUUUGUGGUGAAUAUUCUGGGAAAGAGGGCGAAAAAAACAUGCUGGUGUCUCUCAUGCAAAAGCCUGAUAAGAGGAACAGACGGCUGGUGCAAAACCUGCACAUUGGAUUCUCUGUGUUUGAGAUCACUGAACAAUAUAUGGCACAGAGAGGCAAAUUCCCAGCCUCGUUCUUCAGCAGCCGAGCACCUGUGGUCCAGACUAAAACCUACAUGAAUGCACGUGAGGUGAUUGAGUUCUUUCUGCUGAAGCCUGGUGAAUACCUGAUCGUUCCUUCCACCUUCAAUCGCAACGAGACGGCCUCCUUCCUCCUGACCAUCAUCUCCAAGGCAGAGACCCGGUGCUAUGAGAAUUCUGGUGACCACAAUCAUGAGCCAGUUGGAAAGGUCAAGCAGAUCAAGAAUGCACAGCAGGAUGAAAAUAAGAAAAAAAUCUUCCGUCAGUACUCGGACAAGUAUGAAGAAGUCGACGCUGAGCAGCUCCAGCAGCUUCUAAAUGAAAGCAUCCUUAAAGGUUUGGACUAUAAAAACUCAAACUACAGCAUUAGAGCUCAACAAAUAAUAAAACACUUUGUAAUAAUGUGGGUUUUUUGCUGUGUGAUAUACACUGUCGAUGCAACUCUGUUUUAUUUAGGAGACUUGAAAUCAGGAGGUUUCACCAUCGAUGCCUGUCGCAGCAUGGUUGCUCUGAUGGAUACAUCGAUCACAGGCAAACUGAACAGUGAGGAAUUCGUCCGUCUCUGGAACAAGGUCAUUAAAUACAAGGACAUUUUCUUCCUCACUGAUGUUUCAAAAACAGGAACACUGUCACUGAGUGAGCUGAGGAAUGCAUUCAUAGCGUCAGGGAUGGGGGUCAGCGAUGACAUGCUCAAUCUGAUGGCUCUGCGCUAUGGCGCCUCCUCUGGUCACAUGACACUGGAGAGUUUCAUCAGUCUCAUCCUUCGCCUGGACUGCAUGCUCAAAAUCUUCAAACAACUGUCUGAUGGAAAAGGCAUGAACCUUCAACAGUCAGAGUGGAUGUACAUUUCAAUGUACACAUAAUCCACCAGUGAGGAUGGAUGCAUCUGAAAAUACAGUCGAAAAUAUUUCAAAGGUGUGUUUUCUUUACAAUUUGUCAGAUUGCAAAAUGAAUAAAAGGUGCUUUUCUGUGAAUAAGUCAUUACACUUUACUGCUGCUGAGGCUCUGCAAAAAAUAAUGUGAAAACUGGAGACAGAUUUCUGUCAGUAUAAUCAGAUUUGUAAAAAAAAAAUUGAUGGACGAUAGAAUUUGAGUGUGAAUAAAACUCACUGCAACACAGCUUUCACUCAAAAACCCAUUAACCAAAGGGGACACGCCUUAGAACUACAUGCAAAAAGUCAGGCAGUGCAAAUGGGAUGCUGGCAGCGUGACCACAGAGCUGUCAGUAAAGGUAAAACUCUGAUAUGUGAGGAAGAAGCAGGAAGAACUGAGAACAAAAGUUCACAUGAUCAGAAAAAAGACCAAGAGUGAAAACUUAAUUUUUAAGAUGAGUUUUUUUCUUCAAUGAGUUUUUUCUUCCUCAAAUUCUUAUUUUAUUGGGCAUUUAAGAAGCUUUAUUUGAUUAUAUUGACAUAAAUCAGAUUUCAUAUAGUCAUCACAUUGGCAAACUUGCAACACAAAGCUGAUACAUGUUUGUAGACUUUAAUUCAUAAUGUAUGUGGAACCUUAUUGCAUCCACAAGACUGACUACAGUGUUUGUGUUGUGGGUAGAAUUAUCACAUAAUCUCAGCUUAUCCGUGUGUACUUUCAGUCAAUGGCAUGUAAUCAUUUUAACUGCAAAAGCAAUGCACACCAUUUUAUACAUUUUUAAGAAUAAAAACAAUAAAAGCUUCUGUGAAAAUGUG